Molecule: messenger RNA, 14102 nt
Organism: Colias croceus (clouded yellow)
Lineage: Eukaryota; Metazoa; Arthropoda; Insecta; Lepidoptera; Pieridae
Gene: Sdb
Product: titin-like
Exons: 4
Coding region: 224-13879 (4551 amino acids)
Biological process (GO): microtubule anchoring
Cellular component (GO): centriole; cytoskeleton; ciliary basal body
Molecular function (GO): microtubule binding
Source: RefSeq, a predicted model, not a curated record
GAGCCGGUCGCAAGCAGCGCGCGCGCACGCAGUGAUAAACGAAAACGAACGAUACUCGCGAACAGUUAUUUAUUUACUUAUUUACAUGGCAAAGUUUUUAUUUUAAAUUAUGUGAUAAGAAUCGUGUUUAAGAAUAUUUAAUCAAUUAUUUACGUUUUAUUAUUUAAGAAUCUCAAUAUAAACAUAGUUAUUUUAAUUGAAUAGUAAACGAAGUGCGACCAAAAUGACUAUAAAAAAUAAAAAGACUAAAUCGAAUACUUCCGAGGUGACGUCAUCUAAAAGUGCCUCGACUAGUGUACAAAAAACAAGCACAUCGACGUCUGUGCAAAAAAGUAGCAAUACCUUGCAGAAGGUCAGCUCAUCUGGUAAGAAGGUUCGAUAUAUUGAUGUAAAGGUCGAAGAGGACGACCCUCUUAUGAUAACAGACAUAUCCGACCAUGCAUCUAUCAGUGGUUCUGUUGUAUCUGAGCAUUAUAAUAGCCAUCCACAUUAUAUCAUAACAGAAGCACCUUCUGUGUCCGACCUAUCACAAGCUCGAUCCCUGCAAGAACAUCAAGUAAGUGAUAUGGCUCAGUCAACCACUGGUGAGUUUGUUUCAAGCUCUGUAUUACAGCAAUCUUCCUCAACAUCAGAACAAAAAACAUCUAAAAGCGAAACCUAUCAAUCAUCAUCAUCAUCUAUUCAGCAUUCGGGUUCCAGUCAUAGUCAAAUAUAUGAUUCUUCUACAAAUCAAUCGCUAAAUACUGGUUUUAUUGAUAAUACAGCACAUAGUACUUCCGGUACCCAGAAUGCAUUUUUGACAAGAUCUCAGGGCGCUAAUGCAACAGAUUCAUUCAUACAAUCUGAACGUCAAAAUUUAGCACAAACUCAUUCAAGCCAAUUUUCGAGCCAUGAUUCCAAUAAAAAUCGUAUGAGUAGUCGUAAUGACGAACGCCAUCAAAAUGUUUCUGGUAAUUCUAACAGAGUGGAUACAGUUGGAUCAGAUCCUAACAAUUUCUACGGAGGUGAAGGGACACUUGAUAAAAAUACAAAAACAAAAGAAUACAGUAGUACUUCACAGUCGAGCCAAUCUAAAAGCAGCAGUAUAGCAAAAUCAUCUUCAUCUUCAUAUGUUGUUGAAAUUGUAGAUGGUAAGGAAAGAAUUAUUGACAGCUCUAAAAGGGAGUGGGGGGAUGCUAAAGAACUUUCUACAAAUGAAGAAUAUGCAAGUGUGAGUGGCACUGAUAUUAAGCCUCAGUCAAUUUAUAGUUCUCAAAAUUAUGACAUGAAAUCAAAAUAUGAUACCGGAAAAGAUGGAGCAAAGCCUCUUAAUGAAAUGACAAUCAAAGAAGAUUCUAAAUUUGUUAAGGAUGGUAACCAGUUAACCAGUCAUACGAGCGUGAUUAGUCAAAAAGAUAAUUCAAUCCAGCAAGAAUUUUCAUCUACUCAAGAGCAAAUAACAAAUGAAGAUUACUCACGUAUGAGAAAUAUGUCAGACAACAUUCGAACUGUUCGUUACGAUGCUGAUAAUUUUGAUCAGAACAGUAACCAAAACGUUCACCGGAACGUAAAUCAAAAUGUUCAUCAGAACAUUAAUCAAAAUGUGCAUCAAAACAUCAACCAAAAUGUUCAUGAAAAUAUCAAUCAAAAUAUUCAAUAUCAAUCAACUGUUGAUCAAAAUACAAGCACAAUUAACGACCAUAAAUUGCAGUCAAAUCAAAGUAACUACAGCAACACAAGUAACACAGAGCAAAGGGAUGUAAGAGAAAAUAUAACGUCAAGGAAUGAAACUACAUCCAACCAAAUAACGCGUAGACGCGAUAUAAAUCAAACCGAUUCUUCUAAUUUUUACGGAUAUGAUGCAACCAUUCAGGAUCAGAUUAGAAAAGUUGGAGAUAUACUUCAGGUUCCAAAUACUGAAAAUAUUAACUAUUCAACGAAGAUAAUGAAAAGUAACACAAGUAGUGCCCAACAAGCAUCUACAUCGUCUUAUGUAUUUGAAGUUGUUGACGGCAAACAGAGAGUAGUGGAUAGUAAGCAUAGAGAAUGGGGAGAUAGUAAAGAACACGCCACGUAUGAAAAAAGUCACAAUAUCAGUGGCACGGGAAUAAAACCAGAACAUGAAUAUUCUAGACAUGUACUUGAUAAAGAAUCAUAUUAUGAUACUGGAAAAGAUGGUGUUCCUAAAAGUGCCACUCAUGUGGAAGAGGAAUCAGCUCUGUAUAAGAAUGGUAUUGAAGUUGCUUCUACAAGAAACAAAUUUUCAAGUGACUUAACAAAACCAGUAAAACCAGCUAUAACUGAACAUACAACAGACACAGAUGAUUUACGAAAACAAAGGGUAGUCGAUCAAAGCACUAAUGUUUACACAGAUAAACAUAGUACUCUAAAUGAUGUGCAAUCAUAUACUCAAGAAUCUGAUGAUGUCAGGAAAACUAGUGAAUUAAUAACAAGUGAAAAACAAAACAUAUCUAAGGAAACAACAUCAAAGAAAAGUUCUGAAACAAAAGAUACAUUGACUACUUAUGAAAGGAGUACGGGAACGUGGAAUGGAAAAUUCACAUAUGAAAAUGAUGACGACAGACCUAAACGACCAAAACAAAUGUCUCCAUUUGGUAAACCUGAACAACCACGACACCAUUUAAAACGUCAAGAUACUGAAGAAAACAUCAUAUUGUCAUCGAGAGAUAUUAAAGACUUUACAUCUAUCAGUGAUUUACGAAAAAUUAUAGAGACAUCUCAAUCAAACAAAGAUGUUACCGUAAGUAAUAAAAAUAUUGUUAUUCGGAGAAAUAUUGAUGAUCGAGUUUUGAAAGAGAUUAUAGAUACGGUUAAAAAAUACCCAUUCAAAAGAAUAGAUAAGGUAACUUUCGGUACAAAAAUUAAUGAAGAUGUUAAAGACCUUUAUGAAGGCAUUGACACUGAGGAAACCACCGUUUUAAGUACUAAAACGGGUGAUAAAGUAAAGAAAUCAUUUGAAAUUGAUAAAACAAGAAGUCAAAUAGAAGUGACGCGGUACUAUACUGAAAAUGGUAUUACCAGAAAAGAAACAACAUAUGAAGAUGCAAAGGAAGAUGAAAAAGUUAUCACCGACGUUUUUGUGGAUAACAGUUCGUUAGACAUCAGAAAUUUGAAGGAUGUCCGCACAACGAAAGACAUACACGAAUACGACGUGGUUGAUCACGCUAUUACAGAUACCACAAGGCAGGAUACAGUCAUCAGCUCCGUCUAUGAUGAGACUGUCAUAGACGAUAGAAAAACCGUGCGAGAUGACAAAACAACAAUCGAAGAGACUGUCUACAUAGAUGAAACUAGGCCAAGGCCUGGUGGCCCUAGGAAGCCAGAGAAGAUAGUAAAGGAACAAUGCAUUUGUGAAAUCUGUACUUGUGGGCAUCACCGUUGCCCACACAACGAUGUCCCGGAGCCAUUGUUCGAUGUGGAGCAUACCACGAGCGUGGUUUCCGCGUACAAACAAGAUUAUGAUGAAAAACAUGUCAGUCGAACCACAGCAGUUAUUCAUGAAGAUAACUUGUAUCUGGAAGGUGAUUUUCAGGAGCCAGAACGUCCCCGUUGGCAGCCCGUCGAACGCCCUAAAGCAACUAAGCCGGAAGAUAAUCUUAAACCUGAAGGAGAAUUUGAAAAGAGGCAACCUGAGGAAUGGCGCCCAGGUGAUAGAGCACCAACCAGACGGCCUGAAGAUAAUUUGAAACCAGAAGGUGAAUUUACUACGCCUGAAAAAGAUCAGUGGCGUCCAGCAGAGCGCCAGCGUCCACGCAAACCUGAGGAUAACUUAAAACCAGAAGGUGAUGUUGAUUAUACCAGACCAGGAGAAUGGCGACCCGGUGAUCGAGCCCCGGUGAAGCGGCCAGAAGAUAAUUUGAAACCAGAGGGUGAAUUUGAAAAGAGACGUCCAGAGGAAUGGAGGCCUGGGGAUAGAGCUCCAACACGCCGGCCAGAAGAUAAUCUUAGACCAGAAGGGGAAUUUACUACGCCACAAAAAGAACAAUGGCGGCCAGCAGAUCGUCAAAAACCCAAAAAACCGGAAGACAACUUAUUCCCAGAGGGUGAAUUUGAGAAGCGCAAACCAGAUGAAUGGCGUCCAGGUGACAGAGCUCCAGUACGUCGUCCAGAAGACAAUCUUAGACCUGAAGGUGAUUUCGAAGAUAGAAAACCUGAAAAGUGGCAACCAGGUGAAAGAGCACCCGUUAAACGACCUGAAGACAAUCUUAGGCCUGAAGGUGAUUUUGAAAAAAGACGACCAGAGGAAUGGCAACCUGGUGACCGAGCUCCUACACGUCGCCCUCAAGACAAUCUAAAACCUGAAGGUGAAUUCACUUCUCCAGAAAAAGAACAAUGGCGACCUGCUGAACGUCCAAAAGCCAAAAAACCUGAAGAUAAUUUAUAUCCUGAAGGUGAAUUUACAAGACGAAAGCCCGAAGAGUGGCGUCCAGGAGACAGAGCUCCAGUCCGUAAACCUGAAGACAAUCUUAAACCUGAAGGAGAUUUCGAAGACAGAAAACCUGAAAAAUGGCAGCCUGGUGAGAGAGCCCCUGUUAAACGACCCGAAGACAAUCUUAAACCUGAAGGUGAUUUUGAAAAAAGACGUCCUGAAGAAUGGAAACCCGGGGAUAGAGCUCCUACGCGUCGACCGGAAGACAAUCUUAAGCCCGAAGGUGAAUUUACAACACCAGAAAAAGAAGCAUGGCGACCAGCCGAGCGUCAAAAACCUAAAAAACCUGAAGAUAAUUUAUAUCCUGAAGGAGAAUUUACAAAACGAAAACCUGACGAGUGGCGUCCAGGUGAUAGAGCUCCAGUCCGUAAGCCAGAGGAUAAUCUUAAGCCUGAAGGUGAAUUCACCUCUCCUGAAAAGCAGCCUUGGCAGCCAGCUGAACGCCAAAAGCCGAAAAAACCCGAAGAUAAUCUUAAACCUGAGGGAGACUUUGAAGUCAGAAAACCGGAGAAGUGGCAACCUGGAGAUAGAGCUCCUGCUCGACGACCAGAAGAUAACCUUAAGCCCGAAGGUGAAUUUACAACACCCGAAAAAGAACCUUGGCUACCAGCUGAAAGGCAGCAGCCAAAACGACCUGAGGAUAAUCUGUUUCCUGAAGGAGAAUUUGAAGAUAGAAAACCAGAUAAGUGGCAACCUGGCGAGAGAGCAACUGUUAAACGACCCGAAGAUAACCUUAGACCUGAAGGCGAUUUUGAAAAAAGACGUCCUGAAGAAUGGAAACCCGGGGAUAGAGCUCCUACGCGUCGACCGGAAGACAAUCUUAAGCCCGAAGGUGAAUUUACAACACCAGAAAAAGAAGCAUGGCGACCAGCCGAGCGUCAAAAACCUAAAAAACCUGAAGAUAAUUUAUAUCCUGAAGGAGAAUUUACAAAACGAAAACCUGACGAGUGGCGUCCAGGUGAUAGAGCUCCAGUCCGUAAACCUGAAGAUAAUCUUAAACCUGAAGGUGAAUUCACAUCUCCUGAAAAACAACCUUGGCAGCCUGCUGAACGACAAAAGCAGAAGAAACCUGAAGAUAAUUUAAAACCUGAAGGAGAAUUUACGACACCUGAUAAAGAAACAUGGCGUCCAGCUGAGCGACAAAAGCCAAAGAAACCAGAAGACAAUCUGAAACCUGAAGGAGAUUUUGAAGGCAGAAAACCAGAAGAAUGGCGCCCAGGUGAUCGUGCGCCAGUAAAACGUCCGGAAGAUAACUUGAAACCUGAAGGAGAAUUUGAAAAACGACGCCCUGAAAAAUGGCAACCAGGUGAUAGAGCACCUACUCGCCGCCCUGAGGACAAUCUUAAACCUGAAGGAGAAUUUACGUCUCCUAAAAAGGAGGAAUGGAAACCAGCUGAACGACCAAAGCCCAUUAAGCCUGAAGAUAAUUUAUAUCCGGAAGGAGACUUUGAAGAUAGGAGACCAGAGCAGUGGAAACCUGCUGAUAGGGCUCAAAUUCGCAAGCCAGAAGAUAAUCUUAGACCUGAAGGUGAAUUUACAACACCAGAUAAACAACGCUGGCAACCAGCUGAACGUCAAAAACCUACAAAGCCAGAAGACAACUUAAAACCAGAAGGUGACUUUGAAAAACGUCAACCUGAUGAGUGGCAACCCGGAGAUCGAGCACCAACACGGAAACCUGUAGAUAACUUAAAACCAGAAGGAGAAUUUACAACACCUCAAAAAGACAGGUGGCAACCGGCUGAACGUCAAAAACCUAAAAAGCCAGAGGAUAACUUGAAACCAGAAGGAGAGUUUACAACUCCUGAAAAAACGCCUUGGAGACCUGCUGAAAAAACACAGCCUAAAAAGCCAGAAGAUAAUCUCAAACCUGAAGGUGAAUUUGAAAGACAGAAACCUGAUGAGUGGCGUCCUGCUGGGCGACCGAAACAAAAGAAACCAGAGGAUAAUCUUAAACCUGAAGGAGAGUUUGAAAGACAGACACCUGAUGAGUGGCGUCCUGCUGAGCGACCGAAACAAAAGAAACCAGAGGAUAAUCUUAAACCUGAAGGAGAGUUUGAACGUAAAAAACCAGAAAAAUGGCAACCAGGAGAAAGAGAACCAAUGAAAAGACCUGAGGACAAUUUGAAACCAGAAGGAGAAUUUACUACACCGGAAAAAGAAAAAUGGCGUCCCGCUGAAAGAACAAUACAAAAGAAACCAGUUGACAAUUUGAAACCUGAAGGAGAAUUUACAACGAGAAGAAUUGAAGACUACAAAGUCGUUACUGGUGAAAGAGCUGAAAUUAUUAGGCGUACUGAUAAUAUUAUUACCGAGGGCGAAUUCACAGAUACAACAACUUCUCGAAGUGAAUACACAAUAAAACCAACAGAAAGACCUAAGCCUGUUAGAAGAAAUACUUGGACAAAAUUGGAAGGGGAUAUGGUCACAGAAACUACAUCACAGUCUGAAUUUAUUGACUAUACUGAUACAGUUGAAAGGACUACGUUAGUAACUAAAAGAACGGAUAAUUUAAUUCAUGAGGGGGAGAUUGAGUUUGUAACAUCUAAUCAAAAAGACUAUACUGAAAAGAAUACUAUCAUAGAACGACCACAGAGGCGUCGUACAUGGACUAAAGAAGACAUUGAAAAGUUUUACUCCACAGAAAAUACAGAGAAUAUAACCACCAGUCAAGAAGAAUAUAAAAUCCAUGAAGAGAAGUGGACCGGAAGAAGACCCUUAGCUAAAAAACCGGAGGAUAAUCUUAAGCCUGAAGGUGAAAUGGAAAAACCAAAACAAGAUGUGUGGCGUCCUGCCGAAAGGCAAACUGCACAGAAACCUAAAGAUAAUUUAGUUCCAGAAGGUGCAUUUGAGACACCGAAAAAGGAAGAUUGGCGCCCAGCUGAACGACAAAAGCCUAAAAAACCUUCGGACAAUUUAUUCCCAGAAGGUGAGUUUACAACUCCAGAAAAGGAGAAAUGGCAACCAGCUGAGCGUCCAAUACAGAAGAAACCUACGGAUAAUCUCAAACCAGAAGGUGAAUUCGAAAAGCCAAAACAAGAUGAAUGGCGACCAGCUGAGAGACAAACUCCCAAGAAACCAAAAGAUAAUCUCAAGCCUGAGGGUGAUUUUGAAACUCCUAAACAUGAAGAAUGGCGACCAUCAGAGAGGCCUAUAGCUAAAAAACCAGAGGAUAAUUUACGCCCGGAAGGAGAAUUUGAAAGGAGGAAGCCAGAAGAGUGGCAACCUGGAGAUAGGGCUCCAGUCCGUCGUCCUUCUGAUAAUUUAAAACCUGAAGGUGAAUUCACGACACCAGAUAAACAACAAUGGCGACCAGCUGAACGUCGGGAACAAACGCGACCCCAAGAUAACUUAAAACCAGAGGGUGACUUUGAGCAACCAAAACAAGAGCAAUGGCGACCUGCAGAAAAACAGACUCCUAAAAAGCCUAAAGAUAAUCUUAAGCCUGAAGGUGAAUUCACGACACCAGAUAAACAACAAUGGCGACCAGCUGAACGUCGGGAACAAACGCGACCCCAAGAUAACUUAAAACCAGAGGGUGACUUUGAGCAACCAAAACAAGACCAAUGGCGGCCUGCAGAAAAGCAGACUGCUAAAAAGCCCAAAGAUAAUCUUAAGCCUGAAGGUGAAUUCACUACACCUGAUAAACAACAAUGGCGACCAGCUGAACGACCGGAACAAAAGCGACCCCAAGAUAACUUAAAACCAGAGGGUGACUUUGAGCAACCUAAACAAGAGCAAUGGCGACCUGCAGAAAAACAGACUCCUAAAAAGCCUAAAGAUAAUCUUAAGCCUGAAGGUGAAUUCACUACACCUGAUAAACAACAUUGGCGACCAGCUGAACGUCGGGAACAAACGCGACCCCAAGAUAACUUAAAACCAGAGGGUGACUUUGAGCAACCAAAACAAGACCAAUGGCGGCCUGCAGAAAAGCAGACUGCUAAAAAGCCCAAAGAUAAUCUUAAGCCUGAAGGUGAAUUCACUACACCUGAUAAACAACAAUGGCGACCAGCUGAACGACCGGAACAAAAGCGACCCCAAGAUAACUUAAAACCAGAGGGUGACUUUGAGCAACCUAAACAAGAGCAAUGGCGACCUGCAGAAAAACAGACUCCUAAAAAGCCUAAAGAUAAUCUUAAGCCUGAAGGUGAAUUCACUACACCUGAUAAACAACAUUGGCGACCAGCUGAACGUCGGGAACAAACGCGACCCCAAGAUAACUUAAAACCAGAGGGUGACUUUGAGCAACCAAAACAAGACCAAUGGCGGCCUGCAGAAAAGCAGACUGCUAAUAAGCCCAAAGAUAAUCUUAAGCCUGAAGGUGAAUUCACUACACCUGAUAAACAACAAUGGCGACCAGCUGAACGACCGGAACAAAAGCGACCCCAAGAUAACUUAAAACCAGAGGGUGACUUUGAGCAACCUAAACAAGAGCAAUGGCGACCUGCAGAAAAACAGACUCCUAAAAAGCCUAAAGAUAAUCUUAAGCCUGAAGGUGAAUUCACUACACCUGAUAAACAACAAUGGCGACCAGCUGAACGACCGGAACAAAAGCGACCCCAAGAUAACUUAAAACCAGAGGGUGACUUUGAGCAACCUAAACAAGAGCAAUGGCGACCUGCAGAAAAACAGACUCCUAAAAAGCCUAAAGAUAAUCUUAAGCCUGAAGGUGAAUUCACUACACCUGAUAAACAACAAUGGCAACCAGCUGAACGUCGGGAACAAACGCGACCCGAAGAUAACUUAAAACCAGAGGGUGACUUUGAGCAACCAAAACAAGACCAAUGGCGGCCUGCAGAAAAGCAGACUGCUAAAAAGCCUAAAGAUAAUCUUAAGCCUGAAGGUGAAUUCACGACACCUGAUAAACAAAAAUGGCGACCAGCUGAACGACCUGUUCAAAAGAGGCCACAAGAUAAUCUCAAACCAGAAGGUGAUUUUGAGCAACCAAAACAAAAAGAAUGGCAACCUGCAGAGCGACCAACUCCAACAAAACCAAAAGACAAUUUGCAUACUGAGGGAGAAUUUGAAAAACCAAAACAAGAACAAUGGAAACCUGCUGAAAGACAAACACCGAAAAAACCUCAAGAUAAUUUAAGACCCGAAGGUGAUUUUGAAAAGCCAACAGCAGAAAAAUGGCAACCAGGUGAAAGACCAACGCCUAAGAAGCCACAGGACAAUCUUAAAACUGAAGGCAAAUUUGAGAGGCCAGAAAAGCCAAAACCAGUUCCGCUUGGAGAAAGACCUGUGCAAAAGAAACCAGAAGAUAACUUAAAACCAGAGGGUGAAAUGGACAUCGUGCGACGGACUGAUUAUACUGCUACUCGUGGAGAACGUGUGAAUGUAGUUAAGCAUGAAGAUCAUCUCAAAAUGGAAGGUGUGAUAGAUGUUCAUCGUACGAGAGAUGAUUAUAAACGAAUUGACAAGACAGAAAAAAUUGUUAUCCAAAAACAUGAAGAUAACUUACGUACAGAAGGUGAAUUCAUUGAUCUACACACCCGUAAUGAUUACAGUGCUACAAAAGGAGAAAGAGCUCCUGUGGUUAAACCGCAAGAUAAUUUGAAACCUGAUGGCAAGUUUUAUAAACCUGAAGUUGUUCCAUCUCAACCUGCUGAAAAAAGGAAGCCAUUUAGACACGUUGAUAAUAUACAAAUUGAACAUGACUUUGAUGUUAGACAGAAGGUUGAUAGAGUCGAUAUCAUCCGACGUGAAGAUAAUUUAAAAAUUGAAGGCGAAUUCAUAGACAUGAAGCAAAAGAAUGAUUAUAAAGUUGUGACUGGUGAAAGAACUGCUAUUGUCAAACAUGAAGAUAACUUAAAAAUGGAAGGUAAUAUGGAAAAUAUUCGAUCGUCGGAUACAUAUCGUCUAGUCAAAGGUCAAAGGGUAAAAUUAACGCGUCGCGAAGACAACUUAAAAAUUGAAGGUGUGUUUGAAGACCUCAAUCGUAAAACUGAUUUCAAUAUUACUACUAAGGAAGGAAAACCUGCCAUAAAAGAAAAUGAACCGAAACAAAUUCAAAGAAAACCAAACGAAGAAGAUGUAAAGAAUAAACAAAAGCAAGGGCCGCAAAAGAGUAAUCACGUUACUUCAGAAGUGUAUUCCAAGUCGACUCAACGAACGGAAGAAGAUUCUAAGUAUCACACUCAAAAUUACACAGACAGAGUCAUACAAGAGACAUUUGUCGAUGCUAAAGGUCCAAGUAAACACCCAUCCCAUACUCACUCUCCGGCACGGGAUGAUGAAGUCAGCGAUAAAUCACCAAGACCAAGAUGGAAUAAACCCGUGGAGAACGAUGAUAGCACAAAUAGGCGACCAGCUGAUGGAAAACCGCAAACUGAUGAUACAAUUAGAAACCAAGAUCAAGAUCGUCCUGAUAGACCUGGUCAGUCACCUUUGCCAUCAAAAUAUAAGACUCCAGAAGAUCAAGAAAAAUGGAGUCCUAUGAGGCGAGGUACUUCUCAAACGAGGCAAGUCGUUUCAUCAGAUGAGACAACAUACCACAAUCAAGAUUUUAAUAAUAUUGUGAGACAUGAUGUGCAGCACCACACAGUUAAUAAAGUUUUAGUUACAAAUUCACAAACUACUCACGAUGAGAAAACAAACAUCCAGAGAAAUCAAACAGAUGUACAUAGCCCUACGUAUGGUCAUCCACAAAACCAUCCUCAUCAACAUGAUUACCAAAAAUCUUCAACAAAUUACGACCAUUCUGUUAACCAAGUUAACCAAUCUGUACAAAAAACCGGUGUCGUAAAUCAAACUGGUUUCAUCAGCAAAACUGACAAUACAGUACGUCAAGGUAGCGUCGAACGCACGUCUUCAGGACAUACAAAUGACCAAACAAACAAAGUGAAUCGAACAUCUAAUAGUAUGACGCGAAACACUAAUGACAAAAAUACGGUAAACAGAGUUGAUUCAAGGAACGUAAAAAAUAUUUCAUCUACAACAACAAAUUCCACGAAGACGAUAAAAAAAGUAACCGAAAAGAAGUUGAUUGCAGGAAAGUGGGUGACCGUAACUAGAAAUGUUGAAGUAAAUACCACAGUAGGCGAAGGUUCUGGUAAACCAAAUAAUAAAGGAAUAACUCAUGUUGAUCAACCAAAUGUCAUACAAGAGAUAUUUGUCGAUGCUAAAGGUCCAAGUAAACACCCAUCCCAUACUCACUCUCCGGCACGGGAUGAUGAGGUCAGCGAUAAAUCACCUAGACCAAGAUGGAAUAAGCCCGUGGAGAGCGAUGAUAGCACAAAUAGGCGACCAGCUGAUGGAAGACCGCAAACUGAUUAUACAAUUAGAAACCAAGGUCAAGAUCGUCCUGAUAGACCUGGUCAGUCACCUUUGCCAUCAAAAUAUAAGACUCCAGAAGAUCAAGAAAAAUGGAGUCCUAUGAGGCGAGAUCCUUCUCAAACGAGGCAAGUCGUUUCAUCAGAUGUGACAACAUACCACAAUCAAGAUUCUAAUAAUAUUGUGAGACAUGAUGUGCAGCACCACACAGUUAAUAAAGUUUUAGUUACAAAUUCACAAACUACUCACGAUGAGAAAACAAACAUCCAGAGAAAUCAAACAGAUGUACAUAGCCCUACGUAUGGUCAUCCACAAAACCAUCCUCAUCAACAUGAUUACCAAAAAUCUUCAACAAAUUACGACCAUUCUGUUAACCAAGUUAACGAAUCUGUACAAAAAACAGGUGUCGUAAAUCAAACUGGUUUCAUCAGCAAAACUGACAAUACAGUACGUCAAGGUAGUGUCGAACGCACGUCUUCAGGAAAUACAAAUGACCAAACAAACAAAGUGAAUCGAACAUCUAAUAGUAUGACGCGAAACACGAAUAACAAAACUACGGUAAACAGUGUUGAUUCAAGGAACGUAAAAAAUAUUUCAUCUACCAUAACAAAUUCCACGAAGACGAUAAAACAAGUUACCGAAAAGAAGUUGAUUGCAGGAAAGUGGGUGACUGUAACUAGGAAUGUUGAAGUAAAUACCACCGUAGGCGAAGGUUCUGGUAAACCAAAUAAUAAAGGAAUUACUCAUGUUGAUCAACCAAAUUCCUCAACAGAUUCGCUUAAUCAACAGUCUAGAAAUGUUAUAUCUACAAAUCAAACUAAAUCGUCAUCAAGUGAAAAUCAUCAAUCACAUAAGAGUCAGUAUAAUAUGUCUGAAAACCAACAGCAAAACCAGCACCAGCAACAAUACCAACAUUUAAAACAACAACAACACCUCCACCAACACCAUCACCAACUACAAAAUCAACACCAACACGAUACACUUAACACUACGUUCACGGUUAAAGGCUCGCAUGAUGUGACUGACAGCGGACGCAAUCAAAAGAAUAUUAUAAUUAAAGAAAAUGAUAAUAUCAAUCAAAAUCUUGGGAGAGAAUCUACAAGUCAAGUAUCUAGUUCCACACAGCAUUAUAAGACUUCUCAUGUGUCAGAUAAUAGUACAUCUCAGACAUCCCAACGUGUGACUGAUAGUCGUAUACACAGCGAUCAAAUAAACAGAGGCAGGACAAAAGACCAUACAAUUACAUCACGUAAUAUUAUUGGUGAUAAUAUUAGUCAUGAUUCUCGCAACAAUGUGCAAACAUCAAAUAUUCAACGAAAAUCGAAUAACAUGAACAUUUCGACUGAAAGACACGAACAAAGCACUGUGAAUACUAAUGUGUCUCACCAAACUCAUACGUCUAAUAGAAAUCAGUUAAGUGACAGUGUAACAAAAACAAGUGUAGAGUUCCAAAGAGCCAUGCAUGGCGGAGACACUGCAACUUCAUCUCAGGAUUAUUCGAAUCGUACCGGGUAUCACAAACGCACAUCAGACUUUAUAACGGAUGCUAAUACUAGCAAUGCAGUUCUUCAUCGUAAGGGAGUUACAUCAAACACAGAAGCAUACCAUUCUACGAGUUCCACUGCAGCAGCCCAACGUAAAAGUAUUUCUAAUUUAUCUGAACGUGGGGAUUACAUAAGCAACUCCACUCAUAGCGCAGAUAGGAAGAGCAUUAGCUCAAUGCAUCGCUCUGCUCGAGAUGGUUCCUCUGUUAUAACUCAUCACACCGAAAAUGAUGAUUACCGCCGUCAACAACGCAGAGAUGGUCAAUCCACACUAAUAACCGAGAGACAACCUCGUGCAGUUGUAAAGGAUAAUCUCCGCAUUGGUGGUGAAUUCUACGGACAAUCUGAAGCGCGAUCUUAUGGAAGUUUCUCACGCUCAGAUCAUUCACAGAAAAUAGAAAGAACGGAGCGUGUGGAAAAAGUGGAACGUCAUGCACAACACGGGAAUACUUCUCAUUUUGUGUUAGGCGACGGGAGUGCAACAAGUUACAAGCAAGAAUUUAGGGCCCACGUUCAUGGAACAUGUCCUGCAACCCUUUUAGAAUCUUCGCGCACUCCUUUUAAACAUACUCGUGAUUCUCGCGAGCAUAAAUUCUAUGCUUCUAAAAUAACAGAACAGAAAACUAAAUAAUCAAGCGUCGAUCUAACUAUUUACUUUUUAAAAUAUCAUUCCUUAUUAUUUUUGUAUUUCGAUGCUUAACUUUAAUUUUUAUACGCAAACUAACACUACUAGUCCUAAGAUAAUACGUGCCUUCUUAAGAAAAUGUUGCAAUUUUAAUGAUUUAUACCUUAUUAAUAUAUUUUAUUUUUGUGUUUAUCAAACUUUGCCAUGUAAUAAAUUUUUAUAAAAAAUA